Molecule: messenger RNA, 345 nt
Organism: Zymoseptoria tritici IPO323
Lineage: Eukaryota; Fungi; Ascomycota; Dothideomycetes; Mycosphaerellales; Mycosphaerellaceae
Exons: 1
Coding region: 1-345 (114 amino acids)
Source: RefSeq, a predicted model, not a curated record
AUGUUCCUCCCACUCGCAGCCAGCGUGGCCUCCGCCUUUACCAAAACAGCGCUACUUAUCAUCGAAAUCAUCAGCUUCUCCCUCGCCACAACGAAGCUCCUCUGCAUCAUAGCCCUUCUUCUCCUUGGACCUUUGAUCUAUCUCCACCGCCGUAACAUUAUCAAAGCCACGGAACGCCGCAUCGAGAGCACCAUCCUCCGUCGCCAACAAGAAGGCUCGAAGCCGCUAGACUUGGAACGCCUGCGCAUUCUCAUCAGGGACCAGGAGAUUCGGGAUCGGGAUGCGGGCUUGGAGGAUAGUGCGAGGAUAGACAGGAGAGCUCAAGGACUUGGAGUCGGAAGCUGA